GCGCGCGGAUCGACCUCGUCUUCGCGUCGCCGCGGCCCGCGACCAGCAACCCAAACCACCUCGCCUUCCCGUCCUUUUACUUUGCAUCGCCGGCGGGCGACGCGCCCCCGCCCCAAGAGCCGCACGGCUCCACUACCGCCGUCGCUGCCGACGACGUGGCCAUGUUGGAGGAGACUGCGGCGCUGGCGCCCUAG
This is a messenger RNA of Emiliania huxleyi CCMP1516, 194 nucleotides long. RefSeq lists its product as hypothetical. NCBI's taxonomy places the organism in Eukaryota, Haptophyta, Isochrysidales, Noelaerhabdaceae. The annotation marks the transcript as partial. The transcript has a single exon. The record is from RefSeq and is a predicted model, not a curated record.